AAGGAGAUCCGUACAUUUGCGCAUGCGCAUGUUGUUGUUGGCGUAGCGAGCACAGUCAGCGUGACUUUAAUUGUUCUGUCACGGUGUUUUGAGACAUAAUUAUAGGUUUGUGUGUGCCAAAGGUUAGCAGAGGGUGUCAUUUAUCAGAAAUGGCUCUCAGAAGGUGUUGGAGGUUUGCAGGAGUUGUCCCGCGGCUGAUAUGGACCACGACUGUCCUGCCAGGAGCUUCUGUCUCUGGAGGACGAGGCUUUGUAUCAAACAUUAUUAACACUCACCCCGGGUGCAAAAGUGAGUUUCACGAUUUUUAUAGCGUCCCUAUAAUAAUCCGUACAAUAGGAAUGCUAAUCUGUCGUCUAUGCUGGAAUACAAGGUCAAGAUCUGAAAUGAUCUAUGUUGUCUGCUGUUUGUGUCGCUUCCAGUCUCAGUGUUACUGCCCCGCAGGUUCAGCUCAGGGUCAACCAGCACCGAGGUGGACUAUGAGGAGCUGAAGAAGCUUCUGGCUGCUCGGAAAUCUGUAGUUAUCGAUGUGAGGGAGCCAUGGGAGCUGAGGGAGUACGGCUUCAUCCCCGGGUCCAUUAAUGUCCCCUGUGAGUGUCAUUCUGCUGAAAUACUCUGGGAAUCAUGAAUGGGUUUGUCAGACAAAGUCGUCUCAUUAGUUACAACAAAACACUUAUUUACAACCUCAGAGUUGUCUGAAGGUGAUGAACCAGUUAGAGGGUGCCAACUCGAAAAUCACUAAUAUUUUAAUUCAGACAAUACAUUGAAUUGGCCAUGUCUCUCCUCCCCAUACCAAGUCGUUGAAUAGACUAUCCUGAGUGCAACCACAAUUUAUCUGUAUAUCCACCUAUAAUAGGGGCCUAAUGAAUUCUAUUACUAAUUUCAGUAUGCAAUUUAUGUUUGUUACUGUUUUUUGGUGAACUGAAAAAGGAAUAAGAAAAGUUAUUGGAAAAAUUGUGUGAAAAUAGUUUGAUAUGGAGGACAUCCACAAGUCUGCCACAAUACUGUGCACAUUGGGUGCUAUAUAUUUAUUUUGGUUUUUGUAUUUUUCUUCUUCUUUUAUCUCCUUAUGUGACUCUGAUUUUGUGUGUAUUAUUUUGUGUAAUAAAUGUUUAUACAGAAAAUGAAAUUGUUGUACUCUGUGGCAAAUGGAAAUAAAAACUGAAUAUGUUCUGAGAAAAAAAAAUAGACUACCUUGUUACGUUGCAUACCCCUCCAUGCACAUAAGGGAGUAUUCAUGACACCUCUGUGUGUUAAAUGUUAUGUGCUUCUCUGAUGUUGUAGUGGGACAGGUGAACACUGCUCUCCAGCUGGAUCCAGAUGAUUUCAAAGAGAAGUAUGGUGGUGAGAUGCCCCAGCAGACAGAAAACAUCGUAUUCACAUGUCUGGCAGGGGUCAGGAGCAAGAAAGCUCUCAACACAGCUGCUUCACUGGGAUACAAUGAGUGAGAUGUUUUCUUUGCAUCCAUAAAAAUGAUUUUUGUUUUAACCUUAAGGCCAUUGCUUAUGUGACUGUUGGUGGCAAGUUUUUUUGCUGUUGUUUUUGCAAGAGUUUGGUUUUCAUUUUAAAGUCUAGAGAAUGAUAAAAGAUGCAUUUUUCACCACAAGACAAAAUCACAUUUCACCUCUUCAGGUGUUUUAGCUAUCCUUGCACAAUGUUGGGACAUAAUUCAGUAUUCUUCUGAGGACUACUCAUAUGACUGAUUGAAAAUCAAGGAAAUCGAGCCUAACAAUCGCAAGGCUAAUACUAAAAUGAUUAAAUCCAUGUUGUGAUAACUUGGAAAGCCAAUCCUAAAAAUGCAUUUUUUACACCUCUAUUUAUUCAUUAGCUGAGUCACUUUCUUUUCUCUCCAUUUCAGAGCUCAGCAUUAUCCAGGUGGAUGGCAAGACUGGGCGAAAAAUGAACAACAUAAUUGAUACAGUGAGAAAAAGACAGAGAAGGGGGAUUUUUCUUUUUUUUUUUUUUUGUUCAAUUAAAGUGAUACAGAGUACAAAAUAAGGGUGCAAAACAAGGAGGUAUGUGGAGGGUUUUUAUUAAAAAUGUGAUUUGAAGAUGUUUUUUUCUGAACUGUGAUACCCAAAGACUGAAACCAGAGGGCUCAGCGUACAACAACACUCCAGUCUUCUGAUAAAACGAACUACUGAUAAACCCUUUACAACUUCUUUACAAACUCAUAAAUAACCUGUGACUUUUUUUAACCUCAUUGCAAAAGUGAUAAAGAAGUGCUAACAGUUACCAGACUACCUAUGCAAAGGACUAUUUAACUGUGUUUGAUUGUAAUUUAAUAUGAAGUCUUCCAUCGCACAUUAUGAACAGCUCAACAUUUCAACUUGACGUACUGUAAAUAUUUAAUACCUUGUCGCACAAAAAUGGAAAUGUUCAGUUGUGCCAACAUAAUUCAAUAAAAGUAUGGUUUUGAUUAGCUGUGAUAUCAACUCA
This is a messenger RNA of Xyrichtys novacula (pearly razorfish), 2436 nucleotides long. The record is from the annotation of a GenBank genome assembly. Lineage: Eukaryota; Metazoa; Chordata; Actinopteri; Labriformes; Labridae.